Molecule: messenger RNA, 3923 nt
Organism: Ruditapes philippinarum (Manila clam)
Lineage: Eukaryota; Metazoa; Mollusca; Bivalvia; Venerida; Veneridae
Exons: 10
Coding region: 153-2480 (775 amino acids)
Biological process (GO): protein phosphorylation
Molecular function (GO): ATP binding; protein kinase activity
Source: RefSeq, a predicted model, not a curated record
CGAUUUGAGAGAUCAUAUCAACAAUACUUUCACUGAUAUAGACGCUCGUCUGGACGGAAACAUUGAUGAUUUAAUGAACUCAGAAAAUGCCAUAAUUGUUGCAGGAAAAUGUGACAAUUGUUGAUUCGCCUGGUGUAGGAGAAAGUGGAGAAAUGACAGAGAAGCUAGUUAAAUACCUCCCAAAAGCUGUUGCUUUUAUAUAUAUUGUAAACAGCGCAAAUGCUGGAGGAAUCCAGGAAGAUACUAUAUUACAAAUCAUUUUGGAGCAAAAGAAACUCGCCGACACAACAGAACUAUCUAGUUUUGAUCCCAAAAAUAUGCUGUUUGUAUGUAAUAAAUGGGAUGUUGUGAUAAAGCGUGGAGAAAGUGAGAAAACGUGGCUAGACACAGUUCGAAAACUUACGAUGACAAUUCCUGGACUAACUGAGGAUCAUAUAUUUAAAAUGAGUGUCACAGAGGCUGUUAAAUACAAGAAGAGCAGUAUAGGAAAUACUGAAAUGUAUCAGCAUUUACUGGACGGGCUUGGUCAAUUCGUCCAAGACAGUUUGGUUGCCAACAUCAAGAGACAUUACAGAUGGAUAAGCGGGCUUGUAGAAACGAUUGAAGAUUACAUUGCAUCACGGAUAAAUAAUGCCAAAAAAUCCUCAGAAGAAAAAUCCACAUUUCAAGAAAAAGUGAGUUUAAGGCUUUUCAAACUGGAAGAAGAUUUUGAAAAGGUAAGAAAGCAGCUCAUUGAUAAAGCACGAACAGAAUUUCACAAUGUGACAAUCCAGCUCCACAGUCAUCUCCAAAAAGAUGACGUCAUUUCUAUUCUUGAUACGUGGACAGAAGAAGAGUCGCCUGGCGUUACUGAUAACGAUAUUGAUGUUACACGAUUCGAAGCGAAGGGUUUGAUAAUGUCAAGAUUAUUGCAUGUUAUCCAAACUUGGGAAAGUGACACACGCAUUGUGGAAAGAACAACCCAACAACUUUCUGACCUAUUUAAUAAAGAGUUCUUAAUUAUAUCUAAAAAUUGUGAAGACGUUAGCGAAAUUCUUAAACACGGUUCUCUCUCAGACGAGGACGAGCUUGUUCUAGGUGGUAGAGGCAUCGGCUCAAUCGAGAUUGACGGACUUGAAGGGAUCCAUAUUGCGAUUAUAGCAGCAACUGCUCCAAUAUGGAUCCCUAUUGGACUAGCUGCACUUGCCAUAUUUGUACCUAUUGGAUUAGGGUACCAUAUAGUGGACAGUAUAAAGAAAACUAUCGAAAGAAAAGAAUACCGAAAGAAUAAGGCAAAAUUUAUGAAAAAAUGGACACAUAGUCUGCUUGAAGAUUUACGUAAAAUCGAAAAUAUAUCUAACCUGAUUGAUUGGAUAUACCUAGAGAGUAUGCUAUAUCGAAUAGACUAUUUGUUUUCCACUUUCUUACCAAAACAAAUGAAAGCCGAUAGAGCUCAACUGCUCAGCAUUGUGAACGAUAAAAGAACUGCUGACCAAAUUGUUGAUCUAUUUCAACCAAAGUCAUUAAAAGUGAAGUCCAUUGUCAAAUCGCUGCGCUUAUUUGAUUUGAGAUAUUUAGCUGAUGAUGUGAUUGAUAUAUCAAAGAUUCAACACUACAGACAAAUUGGAGGGGGGAGUUUUUCUGAUGUAUAUAGAGCGACAUGGCAACAGGGUGACGGAAACGAUAAAGAGGUCGCUUUAAAAAUUUUAAAAGGUCAUGACAUGUACUUACAGCUAUGUGAGGUUACGUGUUCAAGGAAGUUAAGGCACGACAAUAUAGUGGAAUUUUACGGCGUGAUCUUUGCUGAACGUCAACGAUAUGAAGGUCGAAUCGGCCUAUCUGGAAAUGAAAUUUGUUUACCUCUAUAUGAUGAUCGGCUGAUGCUCGUGCAGGAGAUGUGUGAUCAGAGUUUAGAGUCUUUGGUUUUUGGAACGAAAGACAAGCAGUGCGGGUCAUUUUCCAAUGCAUUGCGACGGGGAGAAACGCAUGAGUUUUUCUUCAAUAUGUGCUCAUCGAUAUGUGAGGGUCUAUGUUACAUGCAUAGUACAGGGUACUUACACAGGGAUUUGAAACUCUCAAAUGUUCUGGUAAUAAAUGGUGUUGGAAAACUGAGCGACUUGGGAUUUGCCAGAGCAGAAGCUGUCGUUUCUGGGACAUCAGCUGGUACUUUGUCGCACAUGGCACCAGAACUUCUGGAGGAAAAAGUGUAUAGUUUCAGCUCAGAUGUGUACAGUUUGGGUAUUCUUACAUGGGAACUUUGGUAUGGUACUCGAUCUUAUUCAGAUGCAGAUUGUGCUGGUUACGGUGUUGCCCAAUUUAUCGAUGCAGUUAAGCGUGGGGAGAGGCCAAAAUGUGAUAAGGAACAUACAAUGAUGGACGAAUUGAUCAAAUUGGUUCAACAAUGCUGGCGUCAUGAUCCGAAACAACGUCCAACCGUGCAACAAGUAGGCACAAUUCUGCGAAGUAUCGAUGAAAAAAAUCGGAGAGAUAUUUCCAGAUAGUUACUAAAAUACUGGACCCUGUAUAUUUAGUUUACUCAAAGCUGAAGGAAAAGAUUAAAUACAUGUUUAUACUUGUAAAAUAUAUAUACUAUAUAAUUUUUAUUGACACCAAAUGACCUAGAUCAUUGCGUUUAAAAUUUAAGAGAACCAAUAAAUAGACAGGUGUAGAUAGUCAAUUUGACACUAAACGAUUUAAAGUUAAGGUACACAUUACCGGUUCCUUUGUUAAUAAGUAUUAUGGGGAUAACAUGCAUAUUUUUUAAAAUGAUUUUGAUUUGUUAAUGAGCAAGAAAUAAUUAUUUCAGAAUUAAAUUAAGUGAAAAUAGAUAUGAUAAUUAUGUAAAAAUUGUUAGGAAAAGAGAAAAAGGACAAUGUAGAGAGUUGAAAGCAAAAUAAUAACAUUUUUAUAUUCAUAUAUCUGUUUUAAAAGAUAAGGGUUAUGUCAGUUAGGAAUGUUUUACUGCAACAAUUGAAUUCCUUUUUCAAACAUGUUUGUGAUAAUUACAAUUUGACGAACCGUAGUUAGACUAAAGAGGAAUACUUUUUCUUCAAUAUGUGCUCAUUGAUAUCUGGUGGUCUAUGUUACAUGCAUAGUACAGGCUACUUACAUGCUCACAGAGUUAUAAAACUCUUAAAAUGUUCUGGUAUGACAUAUUAAGAUAUUUAUGAGUAUAUUACUAAAUGUAUGCUUGUGCAAGUUAGUUCUUGUUUAUAACAUAACAUUGCAUAGCAUAAUCUUAAUUUGCAUGAGCAUACAUAUGUAUAGCUAAUAUACAUUCAUUUACAAAGGACAUAAACGUAUAACAAUAAGUGUACAAUGUUCACGGAAGAAUCAAACAAAUGACGCUUUAAUUGACUUACCUCUUCCGAUGGAUGUUAUCAGCUGCUUAAAUCCUACGUUGUACGCUUUCUUUUGAAAUGCUUAGUAUAAACAUUUUUAUUAUAUUGAUAAGUACUUAAGGAUUUUGCAUGUCAUCAGUUAUUUGUUUCUAAGGUAACUGAUGCCAAAUUCAAAGCCUCCAUUAUGAAAAGUAUUCAUUUUCAAUAGAGAUAGGCAGUUGGCAUGGUGUUUGAUUUCAAACCUACUGGUCGCCAACUUUUUUUAGACUAGUGCUUUGUAUAUUUUUGUCCAAUAUAAUUAUGGUUUUCUUUUCCAUUUCUGUUUUAAUUUUUUAAUGCACAAAUAUUUGAAAUGUUUAAUUAUGUACUUAUUAGUGUUAAUAAUAAAAAGUAGGGUACUUUUGCAACUUUAGAUGUUCAUAUGAAUGGUAAACAUCCCUUACACUUUGCACAAAUUGUCAGAAUUGUUUCAAGAUGAAUAUUAUAUUUAUAUAAUAGGAUACCCCAUUGAUAGAUUACAAAUGUUACUCAGUCUGAUAUUCUAAACAUUUUCUUUCAGAUAUGCUUUACUUUUUAUUUCAAACUACGGUUGUUUCUAACCCC